AUGGCCGCCGACGGCGGCGGCGGGCGGGAGCUGCUCGCCCUCAUCCACCAGCACCUGCUCCGCGGCGGCUUCGCGCGGGCCGCCCGGGAGCUGCAGGCACAGAGUGGGCAGAAAUUGCUCCCUUCCCUCUCGACCUCUCUCGAGGACAUCUUUACUCACUGGGAAAAAACUCCACCAAAUUCCAAGAGAAGAAAUGAGAAUGAUGAGGAGGCAGCUAUCCCAGAAAAGAUCAGAGUUCCUGAUCCCGUGAGCAGCUCUGAGAGCUCAGAGAAAGAAGAGGAUGAGAAGGAGAAGGAGAAAGCUGCAAAUGCAGCCAGCCUUCCUCUGGCCACAAACUCAGUAGUGAAUAUAGGAAGCAGUGAGGAAGAUGAGUCCUCAUCAGAAGAGGAGGCUCCAGCUGGGAAAGGUGCAGUGACGGUGACAGCAGCUGUGGUGGGUGGCAAAGCUGCCAACUCCCUGCAUUCAGCUCCCAAGGCUGCUGCCCCAGCAGGCAGAGCAGCAGGGCCCUCUGCUGCUGACAGAACUGUGCUCCCUAACAAGCAGCAGCCCAAUGCCCCAGCUGCAGCUCCAGCCCCAGCCAAGGCCCAGAAACUGCCUGGUCCUGGGAAGCCUGGACAUGCCACAGCAGCUGUGGCCAAAGUAGGGCAAAGCAAAGCACCAACACUGACCAAAGCACCGGAAAGUUCCAGCAGCAGCAGCAGCAGCUCCUCAUCCGAGAGCGAGGAGGAAGAGGAGAAGCAGACUGCACAGACCCCAGCUCCCAGGGCGGAGCCAGCAGCUGGGGCCGAGAGCAGCAGUGAGGAAUCAAGUGAGGACACAUCCUCUGAGGAGGAGCUGGCAACUCCAGCCAUCCAGGCCAAGCCAGCUGUUAAAGCAGUGCAAAGUAAUGCAGCACCUGUGAAAAGUGCACCUCCUACUCCACUGUCCCUCAAGAAAAAUGCAGUGAAGCAAACAGCAGUGGCAGCAAUCCAGGCCAAACCUGCAUCGACAGCAGCUCCUGGGACUGCACAGCCCGAUGACACAUCAGAGAGCAGCAGCUCCUCGGACAGUGAAGAUGAAGAACGUCCAUUGGUAACCCAAACAAAGAUAUCUCCAAAAUCCUCCCAGGCUGUCCCAUCCCCAGUGAAACCUUCACCAGCAGCAUCAGUCUCUGUCAAGGCAACUCCAACAAAAACAUCUCCACGGUCCCAAGGGAAGACAGCACCAAAACCAACAGUGCCAAAGCAGGCAAAAACCUUACUAGGAAGGACUGCUACUCCCACAAAGUCUGCUGAAAGUAUGAAGCCAGUGGAGAGCUCUGCCUCAUCAGCCAGUGAAGAGGAGGAUCUCGCUGUGCCCAUCAGCCAGAAGAGGUUAUCAGACCAGCCCAGGCCUAUUCCCAGCCUGACCCAGGCUGCUAAAGCUGGGCAGCCUGAAAAAGCAGUGGUAAGCACCUUGAAAAGCCAGGUUGCAGAAAGUGGGAGCAGUGACUCGUCUGACAGUGAAGAGGAGUCUCCUGCAGCACAGACACAGCCCCCACAAGCUGCAGUGAAAACCAACGCUGUGCCCCAACCAACAAACGCGAAAAAGGCACCGGCUUCGGCACCAGCCCCUCCAGCUGUGGACAGUAGUGACGAUUCCAGUGAGGAGUCAGAUUCAGAGGAUGAAAUAGUCCCCCCUUCCCAGACUCUGUCCCAGCAGAACAUGAAAGGAACUUCAGUUUCGAGCAUGGUGGCUGCAAAGGCAAAUGCCAGCCUGCCUUCAGGGAAGAAGACAAAAACUCCUGCUGCCCCUGCAGUGAGCAGAGUGUCUGAGAGCUUGAGCAGUGAUGCCUCAGAGCACAACAUGCUGGCAGGAAAGGUCCCUGCUGCUUCUAGCCAAAAGCAAACGGUUCCUGUAGGAAAAGCUUCUUCUGCCAGCACUGCCAUCCCAGGAAAUUCCACUGCCAAGGCAAGGAAGCCAGUCCUGCAGCCAGGACAGGACACCCACCCAAGCCAGGCUGUGCUACCCACCCAUGCAGAGGACACCUCAGACAGCAGCAGUUCCUCCGACAGUGAUGAGGAAGAGGCACCCAAGCAGCCGUCCAAACCUGCAGGCCCCCUACAGAAACCAGGAGGGACUCAGCCACCCCACAGCUCCUCCUCAGAGUCCAGUGAGGAGGAGGAGCAUGCAGCAUCGCAGUCCCUCCUCACAGGCUACCCAGUCGUCUCCAAGACCCCAGUAACACCCCAGGCACCAAAGACGGUUCCCCCCCCGCCUGGAGGUGAGCUGGGGCCACGGAAGGCAGCUGGGAGUGCUGCGAACUCCUUCGCCAAGGGCUCCCUGAAAGCAGCCCAGGCCAACAGCUCAAGCAGUGACAGCAGUGACUCUGACACAGAUGACAACCAGGUGGCUGCAAACCACAAAGCAGAAAACAACCCCACUUCAGGGCAGGAAGCUACAGAAGCCUCCAGCAAAGAGAAGGUGGCAGGAAAAACAGAGCCAGGUCAUGCCAGCCUCAAAGCUUCCUCACUAAAGAAAACCCAGGCAAUGAAAGAGAACAAUGUUGGGGCAACAGGGAUGCAAGUGAACCCAGCAUCAUCACAUGCCCUGCUCUCCGUCCCACAGUCAGAGCAGCCAAGCUCAGGGAGUGAAACUGAGGUCACCACUGCUGCCAAAGUCCCUGCAGUGCAGACAGUGGAGGGGUUGGAACUGAAGAAGAAGAAGAAAAAGGAGAAAAAGGAGAAAAAAGAAAAGGAGAAAAAGAAGCCAUCCUCCGCAGCAGACAAGGCUGUGAAAACAUCCAAGGGCAAAGACAAAGAGAACAAGAAGCAGAAAACAUCUCAGAAGCGGAAGCUGACAGGAGAGGAUGGGGCUGUGGAGCAGCCCAAGAAGAAAAAACUGAAAGGGCAAGCUAAUGAAGAUGUACCCAAAAAGAAAAAGAAGAAAGCAGAUGGUGACCUGGAGAAGGUGGCAGGCAGCAAGGAAAAGAAAAAAGCAGCUAAAACCCUUAUUUUUGGAGGAGACAGACUUGUCUAUUGGCCCCUGUGUGAGCUGUUUAACAGCGAAAAGAAGACUGGAAAAGAAAAGAGGAAGAGCAAAAAGGUACCUUUGGAAGGAGCACCUGUAGCAGAUGACUCUGCUGAGGUUCACAAGAAGAAGAAGAAGAAGAAAGGAGCUGAGCCUGAAGGAUUGUAAGAAGGUACCGCAUUCCUGUGAUUAAAGAUUUAUGGGUGAAGAUCAAACAGAAGAGAGGAAAAGGAAGCUCACCUGGAGAAUUCCAACUUGUUUUCAAAUAAUAAUUUAUAACUUCUUUUAACUGUGACUUUUACAGCUCUGCUUUAACUUUCUGCCUCCUCCUGCCCUGCUGAGGCCCAGAGAUGUGUUUAUAGUCCCUCCAGAUGGAAUGGAACUGGAGGAGGCAGUUUGACCAGAGCAGAGCAUAAACUGCUUUUCUUGUUGUUGACACCCAGCCAUCCCUUUCUCUUACCACAGAGCUAUAUUUUUGAGAAAAACUUUUACCUUUUUUCCCUUCCUCCCAUGACUUGUGGUGUCAGUCCUUUUGCUACUACAAGGAAAGCUCUUGGGUUUCCUUUUUAUCCUAACACUGACAGUGGUGAUUAUCAUGUCCCUGGAGUUGCACUGAACAGUUGUGUCCAGCAGCUGUUCUCAACCAAGGCAGAGUCAGUUUUUGUGUUGUUUUUUUUUUUAUGAAAUACAAAAUAAAAAACAACAAACAGAUUUUA
Pseudopodoces humilis (Tibetan ground-tit) is the source of this 3704-nucleotide messenger RNA. Lineage: Eukaryota; Metazoa; Chordata; Aves; Passeriformes; Paridae. The record is from RefSeq and is a predicted model, not a curated record.